Molecule: messenger RNA, 144 nt
Organism: Paraglomus occultum
Lineage: Eukaryota; Fungi; Glomeromycota; Glomeromycetes; Paraglomerales; Paraglomeraceae
Source: the annotation of a GenBank genome assembly
UUGGCGAAUUGACAGAUAAAAAUAAUAAUUUAUCAGAAUUCGAAUUAAAUGUUACCUUCGAUGUCCAGGAUGAAAAUUACUCGAUUUCUCAAAUUGCUGAAAUAAUUCGAGACGAAUUGCAGAGGAUGAUGGAUACAAAUGAAA